AUGUUUACUUCAUUAGGAGGACCAUCGCGGCCUCAGAUUCCGCCCAAACAAGCUCCCAACCCGCAAUAUCAACAGCAAACUCGCCAUUUCGAAGCAGCAGCUCCACGAACUCAAAUGGAAGCAAUGCCCCCCAACAGGCCUCCGCCGCCAGUCACCAAUGCAUACAACUCCGCAACAAUGCACCCGGUCUUCAUGAUGUCCAACUUCCGCAAAGCUCCGUUCCCGCUGCCGCCCACCCACGCAUUCAGUCCCGCCGCCACGGGCUAUGUCUUUGCAUCCCACCGGAACCCCAACACCACGAAACUGUGA
Ramularia collo-cygni is the source of this 309-nucleotide messenger RNA. RefSeq lists its product as uncharacterized. The transcript has 2 exons. Bases 1 to 309 code for a protein of 102 amino acids. NCBI's taxonomy places the organism in Eukaryota, Fungi, Ascomycota, Dothideomycetes, Mycosphaerellales, Mycosphaerellaceae. The record is from RefSeq and is a predicted model, not a curated record.